CAGUUUCUGUGGCCCCACCGGCGGUUGAGUAUAUUUAUGCGACCCUCAGAUUACCACACAUUCUCCGCUAUUUGCAUGCGAUUUCGAUGAUGCUUCGGAUCUCGGCAAAAAUACUGCUGGUACGACAUCCACAGGUUUGGGCACGUUCUACGGGUCUUAUACGCAGUCGACUGGCAAAAACAGCGUUGGAGCUAUUUCCUUCGAGAACUAUUCAGGUGCAGCAGAAUUCUCGAUUGGAACGGCGGGCGACACCUUCAGUAUGUUGCUGUGGAUGGACAUGCGGGGGCACAAUCCGUUUACGCCAGGUCGGUCUUACCUGAUUGAUCUUAGACCUAAUGGGCAAGGGGCAUUAUAUUUUGACAGCGAUAACACUGUUAAAUUUUCCAGCAUGUACGGGAAUUGCCAGGGCUCUCAUGCUGCGGGGGAGAGAUCGUUUGCCUAUCCGCAUGCGUUCAAUACUUGGGUGCAUUUUGCGAUCGUCUCAGACCCUACAGGGACGCGUCUGUUCAAGGACGGUGAAUUGUUGUAUGAGGCUCUCGCAUCGAGUUGUGGCACAUCGUACAGCACCGCUUUGGUCGACAAAGCAGUUCUCGGCAGCUACUACAAUUCAGUUGGCAGUUCAGGGUCGUACUUCAUGGAUGCUUCCAUCGACGACCUUCAGUUUUACAGGUCGGCGUUAUCAGCGCAAGAGGUACACGACGUCUACGCUGCGACGCUGGCGCCUACUCCAGCGCCGACGGCCUUCCCGACGCCUUAUCCGACGGCCUUCCCGACGCCAUACCCGACGGCCUUCCCGUCAGCGUUUCCGACGCCGUACCCGACGGCCUUCCCGACAGCCUUCCCGACGCCUUACCCGACAGCCUUUCCGACGGCCGACCCGACGCCCAGCCCAACGGCCGACCCGACGUUUUACCCGACGGCCUUCCCGACGCCAUACCCGACGGCCUUCCCGACGCCGUACCCGACAGCCUUCCCGACGCCGGACCCGACGGCCGAUCCGACGCCACAUCCGACGGCCUUCCCGACGCUGUAUCCGACGGCCUUCCCGACGCCGUAUCCGACGGCCUUCCCGACAGCGUUUCCGACGCCGUACCCGACGGCCUUUCCGACGGCCGAUCCGACGCCCAGCCCGACGGCCGACCCGACGUUCUACCCGACGGCCUUCCCGACGCUGUACCCGACGCCGUACCCGACGGCCUUCCCGACAGCGUUUCCGACGGCGUACCCGACAGCCUUCCCGACGGCCGACCCGACGCCCAGCCCAACGGCCGACCCGACGUUUUACCCGACGGCCUUCCCGACGCCAUACCCGACGGCCUUCCCGACGCCGUACCCGACAGCCUUCCCGACGCCGGACCCGACGGCCGAUCCGACGCCACAUCCGACGGCCUUCCCGACGCUGUAUCCGACGGCCUUCCCGACGCCGUACCCGACAGCCUCCCCGACAGCGUUUCCGACGCCGUACCCGACGGCCGAUCCGACGCCGUACCCGACAGCCUUAAACCCUACGGCCGUCCCUGCGACAAUGUCGUCUGCAGUUGGCGAUCCGCAUUUGCAGAACAUUCAUGGUGAGCGUUUCGACUUGAUGAAGACGGGCAGGCACGUCUUAAUACACAUUCCACGACGGAGCGAUACGAAUAUUCUGCUCCGUGUGGACGGGGACGUGCAAAGGCUGGGUGGGCAAUGCGCUGACAUUUAUUUCCAAGAGCUGAACAUCACAGGGUCGUGGGCGAAUGUGAAGCGCGCUGGCGGUUUCCACUACCGCGCUCAGGGCGGCGGCCACCAGCGCUCCCGCUGGGUCAAGUUCGGGACCGUCCAGGUGAAGGUCGCCCACGGGCGCACACACCAGGGCUUCAAGUAUCUAAACCUCUACGUGAAGAACCUCGGUCGCGCCGGGUAUCAAGUGGGAGGCUUACUCGGCGAAGAUGAUCACACCAAGGAGGCGAUGGUGCCUGAGAGUUGCCACCAUCGGGUCGCCUUGUAAACAAGGCGUUGCGGCAGUUAUUUUAAUGCUGUAUUGAGCGGGGUGCAUAGCUCCUGCUCCUGUUCCUCCGCUCCCUGAUCGAGGGCCUACGGCGAAUCACCGCCGCUUCUGCCUUUCAUAAGCGCCUAGGUGCCCGAACGUUGUGGCCCGAGCUCGGCCAAGCUAUCGGAU
Messenger RNA from Prorocentrum cordatum, 2155 nucleotides. The record is from the annotation of a GenBank genome assembly. NCBI's taxonomy places the organism in Eukaryota, Dinophyceae, Prorocentrales, Prorocentraceae.